UCGAAUCAUCGUAAUACGCAAUAGAAACAGGCCCUAAAAAAACAAUUGAACAUCCGCCAUUGUGGUACAAACUUAUAAACCCUGUGAGCCUUUUUAGCUAUGACGCCUUCUUAUUAUUAAUUCUAUAUGCUGAAAACAGUAGUGAAAGUCAGCAGCAUCGCAGUAGUUGCAUAUGCAGCCAUUAUUGCGAUAUUAAGUUUUGAUACACCACAACGAUGCUUAAUGUUUUUACAUUGGGUAAGAUUCCCUUUACACCCAAAGUUUGACACGCCAGAAUACUUUGGAUUUGGACACAAUCACGGUAGAAACAUCAAGAUCCAAACGUCUGAUAAUGUGACCCUUGGCGCUUGGCAUUUUGUGCCCAAAAACUAUUACGAUAAGCAUCAGUUACGCGAACAAGCAGAUGUAGAUGAGCAAGUUUUUGACGAAGCACUUGCCGAUCCAUUAUAUGACACGAUUAUUUAUUUUCACGGUAAUGCGCUUGACCGAGCUGCGCCUUGGAGAGUUGAUCUUUAUAAGCAAAUCUUGAAUAGAUUUGGUAAGGUUAACAUCGUCACUAUUGAUUACCGUGGAUUUGGUGACUCUGAGUCAUCCCCGUCUGAAUUUGGACUUGCUUUGGAUGCACACGCAACAUUAAAGUGGCUAAAUGAUCGAAAUGUUCCAAACAGUCGUGUUAUUCUAAUUGGGCAUUCUCUCGGCACUGGUGUAGCUACCACUUUAGCAUAUGAUAUGGCAUUAUCUGAUAAACCAGCCAAAGCCCUUAUCUUGAAUGCAGGGUACAGUUCGAUGGCCACUCUUAUUUUUGAGUACAAUGUACUUCCAUUUUUACCACUUUUGGCGCCGAUAAAACGUAUCCCAGAUUUAGAACAGUGGCUGUUAUCCAAAUUGAAUCAUAAAUUUGACUCUUUGUCUAGAAUUGGGUACAUUCAAUGUCCCUUAUUGAUCAUUUAUGGUACCGCUGAUAUGGAGAUUCCUAUCGUACAUUCUCAGAGGUUAUUUCAAAGAGUUAUUUCAGGACUCAAGAACACAAGCAUAGAACAAUUAGAGAAGAACCAUGAAAUCUCUCGCACUGUCGUUCCUAAUGAAGCUAUUGUUUACCAGUCUAAAAAUUCAAAGGUGGUCAUGGUCGAACUUAAACAUGCUCACCACAACAAUGUGGGAUAUUUUGAUUACACUUACCAAUCAAUGAAAGAUAUACUUUAGUAUCACGGAGUAGUAAAAUUUGGUUUGAAUCACACCCAAUCGCCUCUUUUUUUUUUUUUAACUUUCAUGCCUUUAUAAUAAACAGGAUUUUUAUUUAUUUUU
Messenger RNA from Mucor mucedo, 1305 nucleotides. Its product is annotated as Alpha/Beta hydrolase protein. Bases 127 to 1203 code for a protein of 358 amino acids. The record is from RefSeq and is a predicted model, not a curated record. Lineage: Eukaryota; Fungi; Mucoromycota; Mucoromycetes; Mucorales; Mucoraceae. The transcript is spliced from 13 exons.